UGGGGUGAAAGAACAGGGAUGAUUUUGGUCAAAUUCUCAACUGGGGCAACUCCUUUCUCUACUUCCACCGCCGCGCGUUUUUCACGAAGAAAGCUUCGCGCCCAACUGUUUGUAUAUCAAUUGGAAAAAAGCAGCUGUCCGUCGCUGCCGAAUUUCGAUUCCAUUUAAAUUUUUCUUCACCACUAUGGUCGGCCAAAUUGGAGGCGGUGAUGUACUGGUGCUUGCUGAGGAUGUUAUGGUACCAGUUAGUGUGGUAUCCAGUGCAAUCAGCAUCGUAAGGAAAGAGGGGAUUGAGAAUUUGAACCCUAAUAUUAUUACUCAAGCUUCAUCCCAGAGCCUGACAUCAGUGAAGUCUGCUUCUAUGGAUAUUGUUGCUCUCAUCUGUAGGUCCCUCGAGUUUCCUAGUGAUAAGUUGUGUGGGGACAUUUCAAGAGUGUUGAAGCCAGGUGGAACAGUCCUACUUAGUCUAAGUUCUCAGUUAAUCUCGAAGGCAAACUCUACCCAUGAGCGCACAUUAUUGUUAGCUGGAUUUUCUGAUGCACAGUCAUCUGAAGCUGGCCAGUCCUUCGUGAUAACAGCAAAGAAACCUUCAUGGAAGUUUGGUUCAUCCUUCUCUAUCAAGAAAGUCACAAAAAGUUUGCCGAAAGUUCAGAUUGAUGAUGAUUCAGAUCUCAUUGAUGAGGAUAGCCUUCUCAGUGAAGAAGAUCUGAAGAAACCUCAAUUGCCAAGUGUUGGUGAUUGUGAAGUUGGAAAGACAAGGAAAGCAUGCAAAACUUGUACGUGCGGAAGGGCUGAAGCUGAAACAAAGGUGCAACUUGGACCAACGGCGGAGCAGCUGAACAAUCCUCAGUCAGCCUGUGGCAGUUGUGGUCUAGGUGAUGCUUUCCGUUGCAGUACGUGUCCUUAUAAGGGUCUUCCUCCGUUCAAACUAGGCGAAAAGGUUACGCUUUCUGGGAAUUUUCUUGAUGCUGACAUCUAAUUGCAGAUGAUAAUAAUCGAUAUGAGAUUGCAGAAAUAGUUAUAAUUAGUUCAAAAUUAGUUUGUUCAUUUUGGUUGAGGUGAAAUAAGUGAAUGUGUAAUAUGGAUUCUUGAAGAAGUGAGGGAAAUAGCAGUGGAGUGGACUGUGAACUCCUGUAAGACUUCUAAGAGCUUUUAGAAGAGACUUGGAUUUAUAUGACAGAAUAUAAAGGUCCCUCUCUCUCUCA
Molecule: messenger RNA, 1205 nt
Organism: Nicotiana tabacum (common tobacco)
Lineage: Eukaryota; Viridiplantae; Streptophyta; Magnoliopsida; Solanales; Solanaceae
Product: anamorsin homolog
Biological process (GO): iron-sulfur cluster assembly
Cellular component (GO): cytoplasm
Molecular function (GO): iron-sulfur cluster binding
Source: RefSeq, a predicted model, not a curated record